Molecule: messenger RNA, 2347 nt
Organism: Linum trigynum
Lineage: Eukaryota; Viridiplantae; Streptophyta; Magnoliopsida; Malpighiales; Linaceae
Source: the annotation of a GenBank genome assembly
AACCCUAUAAACUAUAAAGAGAGAAUAUUCAUCCAGCGGUAAGGCAGUCGCUGCUCAGUCUUAUUCUUCCAUCUCCGUCUUCCCUUUCUGGUUUUUUCUCGGAAACCAAACACUCCCGUCGCCCGCCACCCUAACUGCAAUCCAAUAGCCUCCGAAAAAAUGACAGCAGCGGCGCCCAUAGUUCCCGACAACCUCACCAGAGACCAGUACGUUUACCUGGCCAAGCUCGCCGAGCAAGCGGAGCGCUAUGAAGAAAUGGUCCAGUUCAUGGAGAAGCUCGUUCUCGCUUCUACUCCCGCGGCGGAGCUCACUGUCGAGGAGCGGAACCUACUCUCCGUCGCCUACAAGAACGUCAUCGGCUCUCUUCGCGCGGCCUGGAGAAUCGUCUCCUCGAUCGAGCAGAAGGAGGAAGGCAGGAAGAACGAGGAGCAUGUGGUGCUCGUCAAGGAUUACAGAUCUAAGGUGGAGAACGAGCUCUCCGAUGUCUGCGCUAGCAUUUUGAACUUGCUUGACUCGAAUCUGGUGCCAUCCGCUGCUUCCAGUGAAUCCAAGGUGUUUUACUUGAAGAUGAAGGGAGAUUACCAUAGGUAUAUGGCCGAGUUCAAGGUUGGUGAUGAGAGGAAGACGGCUGCUGAAGAUACUAUGCUUGCUUAUAAGGCUGCUCAGGAUAUUGCUGCUGCGGAUCUUGCCCCGACACAUCCUAUUAGGUUGGGCCUGGCACUCAAUUUCUCUGUGUUCUACUUCGAGAUCCUCAACCAGUCUGACAAAGCUUGCAGUAUGGCUAAACAGGCUUUUGAGGAAGCGAUUGCUGAAAUAGACACAUUGGGUGAAGAAUCGUACAAAGACAGCACCUUGAUCAUGCAACUUCUAAGGGACAACCUUACUCUGUGGACAUCAGAUGUGCAGGAACAAUUGGAUGAGCCCUAGAGAUGGCCGGCAGGGAAUCAACUUGGGGGGAACAGUCCUAGUCUUCUUUUGUGAAGAAGGAGGUGGGCUUUGAAUGUCAUGUUAUUCGGUGGUCCUUGAUUAUGACCUGAAAAGUUGUGUUUAGUUUGAUGGAGAAACCUUUUGCAUAAAAAAACACCCGAUGGACGAGAUGCUGAUUUUUCAUGUAUUUGAAGACCUAAAACUGGCUUUUGAAUUGCAGUCAAAGUCCAAGGAGGAAGUGUUAGCUUUAUGAUCAUGUGCCUUCCUUUUUUGCUUAUUAUGCUUUGGCGUUAUGUUCCUUUUACUAGAUUCUUUCUCUAGCAUGGGAGAUAUAGUUCAUCAGUCCAGCUGGACAUGAUUUGUUGUUUUAUACCUUCCUAGUGGACGCCAUUAUCUACUGAUAGGUGUUUUACGGAGAGUUUGCCGAUUUUUUUCCAGAAAGAAUUUUUUUUUUCAAAAAUACAACCCAUUUCCGAAAUUUUUUUCCAAAAAUAUUACCAUUUCUCAAAACCACCUGGUGGGGGCAUGCAUGGGUUCCGAUGUAAACCGCAUGAGUGGGGCAGUUUUGGUGACCGCAUGGGUCGGGCCGGUUUGGUUCAUUUUUUUUAUAAAUUUAAACGAGCGUAUUUUUGUGUUCGGGUAUUCAUCGUAACGAAUUUUUUUUUGAUUCUGCAUAACUUUUCGAGAUCUUGCAGCAGGCGGUUUGGUCUCGCCUUCGUUCCGAAAAAACGUCGUUUGCUACCCCGAAUGAGCUUUUUCCGAUUUUGCCAAACUUUGUACGGUCAUAACUUUGUGCUCCGCACUCCGAACGUCAUGAAUUUUUUUAUAUUUAGCAUAUCUUUUUAAGGACUACGUCUUUUAGUAGGAAGGAAUUAUCAAAGCAUGAAUUAUUUUUGGAUAUACAGGAUUUUGGCAAUAACAUUACCUUCACUUUUCACAAAUUCACGUAUAUUCCGAAAAUGAUGGCUUAUGAUAAAAAUUAAUUACGGUAAGGUCUAUUUAGUAUUUAGCAACAACUCAAAUUGUGCUGUUUUUGCAAGAAUUCUAUCUACAGUUAGUGCUUAAUUGUAACUAUCCAAAUGUGAGAUAUACUUUGGGAUGAAUCUGCCCUCUUUAAGCAAAAUGCCUCACAACAAACUGGUUUCAAGGAGGGCUAUCUACCUUUGAGAUACCUAAGAUUGCCUUUGAUAUCAGCACGCAAUCGAAUAAAGAGAGACAUGUGUUGAUUUCUAAACUACAAAUAAAGUUCAAUAUUGGAGAGCUAAUAAUAUGUUCUAAACUCAGGUAUCUACCUGUGAGAUACCUGAGAUUGUCUUUGAUAUCAGGCACGCAAUCGAGAGCACUUUUACUAUGCUAUAUAGCAUUGGUGUUUAUUGUACAACUUAAAGUUGUACCAUAACAUUAAAUGUAUAAGUUUAGG